AUGUCUUGUGUUCAUAGCGGGUUUCUGACGAUUUCAGAGAGGAAAAACAAAAAGCAUGCUCGACUACAUUUCGCGUGUCAAGGAAAAGGAGAACACUGUUUAUACGCGAAAACAUUCUUCACCAUGAAAACGCGGCAGCCGAGGCUUUGGGUGAGUCCGAAAACGUUGGGUCACCACUUCAUCGUUUUUAGCUCAAAAUUUGCCCAAAUUCAGAAUCCAUGUGCUGUCGUUCACAAUACAUGUACGGUUUUCAUGUCUAUGGGGUGA
Molecule: messenger RNA, 267 nt
Organism: Notodromas monacha
Lineage: Eukaryota; Metazoa; Arthropoda; Ostracoda; Podocopida; Cyprididae
Source: the annotation of a GenBank genome assembly